AUGGCUAUCCAGACUCCCAAGCAACGUAUCGCGAACGAGCGGUUUUAUAAGCGCAAUCAGCGCAACCUGGGCAAGUCCAGAAACACGCAACAGAGUUCGCGGUUGCCACUGUCCAAAACGUGGAUCGUGGUGCUACUGUUCUUAUUGAUCGGCGGCGGAGUGCUACAACUGGUGUCGUUGUUACUGUGA
Messenger RNA from Lachancea mirantina, 189 nucleotides. The record is from the annotation of a GenBank genome assembly. NCBI's taxonomy places the organism in Eukaryota, Fungi, Ascomycota, Saccharomycetes, Saccharomycetales, Saccharomycetaceae.